This is a messenger RNA of Cavia porcellus (domestic guinea pig), 3108 nucleotides long. It is a transcript of the gene Shox2, whose product is annotated as SHOX homeobox 2. The record is from RefSeq and is a predicted model, not a curated record. The transcript has 5 exons. Gene Ontology annotation, molecular function: DNA-binding transcription factor activity, RNA polymerase II-specific; sequence-specific double-stranded DNA binding. Bases 131 to 1129 code for a protein of 332 amino acids. Gene Ontology annotation, cellular component: nucleus. Gene Ontology annotation, biological process: regulation of transcription by RNA polymerase II. NCBI's taxonomy places the organism in Eukaryota, Metazoa, Chordata, Mammalia, Rodentia, Caviidae.
CCCUCCACCCCUGCCCCAUUGAUGUGUUGUUAUUGGGGGGGCUGGAGCAGUAAAAAACGAAGAAGGAAAAAAAGAGCGGGGUUCAGCGGGGAGAGGUUGAGCGCGGGGCUGACCGGAGGCGGCGGCGGCGAUGGAAGAACUCACGGCGUUCGUCUCCAAGUCUUUUGACCAGAAAGUGAAGGAGAAGAAGGAGGCCAUCACGUACCGGGAGGUGCUGGAGAGCGGGCCGCUGCGCGGGGCCAAGGAGCCGAGCGGCUGCGCCGAGCCGGGCCGAGACGACCGCAGCAGCCCCGCAGUCCGGGCGGCCGGCGGAGGCGGCGGCGGAGGAGGCGGAGGCGGAGGAGGCGGAGGAGGCGGAGGAGGUGCAGGAGGAGGAGGAGCAGGCGGAGGAGCUGGAGGAGGGCGCUCUCCCGGCCGGGAGCUGGACAUGGGCGCCGCGGAGAGGAGCAGAGAGCCCGGCAGCCCGCGGCUUACCGAGGUAUCCCCCGAGUUGAAGGAUCGCAAAGAGGAUGCCAAAGGGAUGGAGGACGAAGGCCAGACCAAAAUCAAGCAAAGGCGUAGUCGGACCAAUUUCACCCUGGAACAACUCAAUGAGCUGGAGAGGCUUUUUGAUGAGACUCACUAUCCGGAUGCCUUCAUGCGUGAGGAGCUGAGCCAGAGACUGGGGCUGUCGGAGGCACGAGUGCAGGUUUGGUUUCAAAAUCGAAGAGCUAAAUGUAGAAAACAAGAAAAUCAACUCCAUAAAGGUGUUCUUAUAGGGGCUGCUAGCCAAUUUGAAGCUUGUAGAGUUGCACCCUAUGUCAAUGUAGGUGCUUUAAGGAUGCCAUUUCAGCAGGAUAGUCAUUGCAACGUGACGCCCUUGUCCUUUCAGGUUCAGGCGCAGCUGCAGCUGGACAGCGCCGUGGCGCACGCGCACCACCACCUGCAUCCGCACCUGGCCGCGCACGCGCCCUACAUGAUGUUCCCGGCGCCGCCCUUCGGACUGCCGCUUGCUACCCUGGCCGCGGACUCGGCCUCCGCUGCUUCUGUAGUAGCUGCGGCCGCCGCUGCCAAAACCACCAGCAAGAACUCCAGCAUCGCCGAUCUCAGACUGAAAGCCAAAAAGCAUGCGGCCGCCUUGGGUCUGUGACGCCAGUGCAAGCGCUACCUUCGCGCCUCGGAGCGGAGCCCACCCUGCACGCCCUCCGCGUCCUGCUGCUUCUCGGUCACCCCCUCAGAGCUCUGAAGUCGACCCUCUUUCCGCCCAGCGGCGCCCCUUGUCGCCCUCUGCAUCCCGGACUCGGAGGGCAGGACGCUGCGCGGGACCCGGGAUCCCACUAGGUGUAUGCCAGCCCCGUGGCUCCAGCCCUUUUGACCCGUAGGCCUAGAAUCCGGCUCUCUAGAAGCAGGUUUGGGGAAGUCUGGAGAGACUGCAUGGACCAGGGAGUGCGGGACGGCCGAGCCAGGCUCGUGGCAAAGCUGCAGCGGUGGACUCUUGCAUAGGGAAAAACCUUGCUGAUUUAAAAAGAGAGAAAAAGUGGAAAAGACAAAUCAGAGAGGAAAAAAAAAAAUAAAGAGAACGGGAUCUUAUUUCUUGUUGAUAAUAUUUGGCUGAAGCUGCAACCGGAGAGAGAACGACGGAGAAAAACAGUUUUAAAAAUUAAAGUAUUUUAUACAUUUAAAAAUAUGGAAAAUUACCCGGACAAAUCUCGAGAGAAUGGGGGGGUGUUACCAAGUUAAAGGUAUGGUUUUUUAAAAUGAGCUAAGACGGCAAAACAGAAAGCAGAGGUUUACUUAUUUAAAGAAUUAAGAUGAAAAAAGUGCGCAGCUGGGAAGUUCACAGGUUUUGAAACUGACCUUUUUCUGCGAAGUUCACUUUAAUACGAGAAAUUUGAUAAGAGAGGCGGGCCUCCUUUUACGUUGAAUCAGAUGCUUUGAGUUUAAACCCACCAUGUAUGGAACAGCAAGAAGAGAGAAGACAGUGUGAAGACAAAGGGGGAAACGAAAACGAUGUUAAUGCAAAAAGCAAAACAAACGAUGCCACAGACAGUGAUUCCUCUGAGAAAACAUUAUGGCAGAACUGUCCGGACUGCUGACAGUGAAUUCUGGUUUGCAUGUUACUUGUAUUCCAUUGAUGGUGUCCCUCCUUCCCUUACUCACGUGCACUCAACUCCAUUUUCAUCUCAGUAGGAAAAGCAUCCGGAAAUUGAUAUACAUCCAUAUAGAUAUAGAUAUAGAUAUAUAAUUUUUGCCCUGUCUUUGAUCCUGGGGAGUCAAAAGAAAAAAGUCCGAAGGGGGAAAAUUUAUACUGAUUGUCCCAAGAAGAUAGAGAUGGGCAGAAAAUGUGGGGAAAGGAGAAAGAAAAGAGGAAGAUCAAAUGAAAUAAUGAAGGUACACAACCUUGUAUAGUACAUACACAUAGUAGGUGCUCAGUCAUUGUUAGUUCACUCUCCUUUUCUUGUAUUCCCUUUGGCUGGUUUCCUGAAGUCCUGUUUGAGGACAGUGCUUUAUUGCCUCCCUCUCUGUCCCCUCAAAUAACACCCAGCUAGAUACAGGCACUAGAUUUGUGUAAAAUAUGUUGAUACACACGAACAAAGUUUAUUUUGGCUAUAACUUGUGAACUGAGGGUUGACUUUCAACACUUGCAUUUUAUUCCACAAAGGUGUAUCUAUUCAUGUAAUCUUUUCUGUUAUUACUGUUUCAAUUCGUGUAGCUAUUUAACUCGGGAUGCCCUGGACUAAUCAAUCUGUAUCCCAAUUCUGUAGCAAGCCUCCUUAGGUUUUUUUUUUUUUUUCCUAAUUUACAAGAAAGAGGAAAAGCUCUUCUAACUGAACUUUGGUGUGCAGUUGAGCUUUGUAACUAUUUGUUCUCCAUGAAAACAAAAUUAUUUAUAUUUGCCAUAUUUUUUCUAGUGUAUUAAGUUAUUUUAAACAAAAGAAGAUGCUGUUAUCUCAUGACGUGUUGUCAGUACAAAAUUUUACGGCUCCACUUCUGUUAAAUCUUUUUAAAUAAGUGCCAAGUUAUUAAUCGAAGACACUUUGCGAUCAAUUGAAUGAAAAUAGUAUUGUUUCAUUUCAUGGGGUUCGCGUCAUCUUUGUUCCAGUUACUAUUAAAAUAUCCAGGAUAGUG